UCAUGAGGUCAGACGCUAAAAUUUUACAGAUAACAGAUUUGUAUAAAUUAAGUAAGACGUUUCUUUCUAAGUACGGUGUAAUAUUGAACGAGAAAGAGACAUGUCUAUCAAAAUUCUGUGCGUAUUACUCGUGUUAGCUGUGGUUACAUACGGGUUUCCACAAGGAUAUCAACAACAAAACCUCGACCCCGCAUUUGGAAGAUACCCAAACCAAGGGUUUCCACAAGGAUAUCAACAACAAAACCUCGACCCCGCGUUUGGAAGAUACCCGAACCAAGGAUUCCAAAAUGGUCCAGGAAACUUCGGUCAGCCAGGUUUCGGACAGGAAGGAUUCGGUCAGGGCGGCUUCCCAGGACAGGGUGGAUACGGAAAUAUAGCUGGCAGCCAUCCCGGUGGAUACAAGGAACAUGGGUAUUAAUGAAAAAAUAUUUGUUUUUAAUUUUGUAAACGAGUAUGUUAUGUGAAUAAGAAUAAAAAUAUAUUUCUUUACACAAGUCUUUUAAAAGAUAACAAUCUAUUUUAUUUCACUUUCUAUCUAUAAUCUAUUAUUUUCAUUUAUCGAUCUCAGAUCUUGCUGAAAAUAGCGUUGUAAUAAAUGUUAUUAUUUUGU
This is a messenger RNA of Danaus plexippus (monarch butterfly), 610 nucleotides long. Its product is annotated as mesenchyme-specific cell surface glycoprotein-like. The transcript is spliced from 6 exons. NCBI's taxonomy places the organism in Eukaryota, Metazoa, Arthropoda, Insecta, Lepidoptera, Nymphalidae. Bases 101 to 418 code for a protein of 105 amino acids. The record is from RefSeq and is a predicted model, not a curated record.